Microsporum canis CBS 113480 is the source of this 3114-nucleotide messenger RNA. RefSeq lists its product as hypothetical. NCBI's taxonomy places the organism in Eukaryota, Fungi, Ascomycota, Eurotiomycetes, Onygenales, Arthrodermataceae. The transcript is spliced from 7 exons. The record is from RefSeq and is a predicted model, not a curated record. The coding region runs from base 1 to 3114 and encodes 1037 amino acids.
AUGAACUGGAGGCAGUGGGCUCCGAAAGCAAAAUGGAAAGCCCUGGGGAUUGAUAGGCACAUCGCCCUUCAGAUGCUGAAAGGCGGUUUACCUCCGACAAUCGUGAUAGCAAUGCAUCAGUCCAAUCUUGUAUCGGGAGUUUCAUCGAACUAUGGUUUCCUAUCUGCGAUAGUUGCUGUGCUGGCUCAAUGUCUCCUGCCCCGCGCAAGAUUCACUAAAAUUAUAAUAUACUCGCUUGGUUCAUUGUGUGUUUCGGCCUCAAUAUGCUGUCUGGGUGUAUAUUGUGUAGUGAAAGCGAGGGAGCACACAUCACCUCCUGGGGCACCGCCCGGCGAAUACAAUAGUAGUGCUUGUGCGGUGGCUGCCAUUUGGUUUCUCUUUGCUAUCUGGCUUGUAAACUCCAUCCGUGCCUAUAGACCAAUUGAGCUUCAAGCGCCAGCUUCAACCUUUUCUAUUUUUGCAGCGAUUACUAUGACCAGGGCAGGCGUAAUUGGUUCGCUCUCCACCGGGCUAGAAGAAAUUAGACGCUUGCUUCUAGCAUUCUUAAUUGGCUUUGCCACCUCAGCUGGUGUUUCUCUAUUUAUUCUACCUACAACAAGCCGAAGCACUUUCUUUCACUCAAUAAAGGAUUACCCAGCGAUCGUGAAGGAGAUACUUGAUGCUCAAGUUGCAUUUGUGAAAUGCAGUGAGGACGAAGGACCAUGGCAGAUCACACGCCGAGCUACCAUAGCUCGGCGGAGGACCAACACAAUGCCAAAGUCGCACAAAGACAAAGCGAAGAACGAUGGCAAAGAAAAUGAGUCUUCUGAAAGCAAGUCAAAAGCUACACAGUUGAAAAGUGCAAUCCAGAAUCUCUCAUCAAUUCAGUCUUCAGCCAGUGCUGAACUAUAUUUUGCAAAGCAAGAAAUUGCCUGGGGGAAACUCACAGCAGAGGACCUCGAGACCCUUUUUGCUUUGCUUCGUUCUAUUUUGCUGCCUCUUUCCGGUAUUUCUAUGCUUCCAGAAGUGUUUCGGAAGUUAACCAAGACAGUGGAGGCCGCAGAUUUGGCGGAGGUUCCCGUGAAUGAUUACGGUUACCGUCCAGUGGUUGGUGGACGACCGCCUCUAAUGCCUGGCGAGUCGCAAUAUGAGAUGCCAGAAAUUACAGAGCACUUUGUCCAUCCACUUUGCGACAGGCUGGAGACAGCUGCUGGUCUUGUAGAAGCAGGCUUCCAGCAUGCAUUCACGACUUUACAGUUAAUAAAACCUCCAAAACGGCAUGGGGCAUCUUCCAACCCUCAGGAUGAGGAAGCUCCCGAAGAUAAAUAUGUACCUGGAAAUCCUCGGUUUGCUGCUGAAUUUGAACGGAAAUUAGACGAAUAUUUUGCUCUGCGAAAGCACUUGCCCGAAAAAUGGGCUACUCUCACCGCAUUCGCUCCAUUCCAUGCCAGAGGUAGCAUUGCGCAGGAACCUCGUACUAUCCAAAAGGAAUUUUUCGUGCUGCUAUUCAUUGGCCACCUUCAAGAUAUCCUCCUGCAAGCUGUACUGGAACUGGUAUAUUUCGCAGACAGCAAAGUUGCCGAUGGGUCCAUGAAAUCAAAAAGACUUCAUUUCCCUAAACGAGAAAGUGUAAAGCAAUGGUUUUUUGCCAGUGAUCCAGAAGAAAAGGAAAAUGAAAAGGACGAUAACACAGCAGAGAAAGAAAAGCAAAAAAAGGACAGCCAUCCCUUGAAAGGACGAGAUCCGUUAAAAUCUCGAUACCCUGACCCAGAGCAUAUGCCGCCCACAAACACCUGGCAAAGAAUUGGCAGUGGGUUGCGAGCGGUAUCCCAUUUCCUAAGUUCCGAACAAAGCUUAUUUGGAGUGCGGGUUGCAGUUGCAGCGUUUUGCUCUGCAAUUCUUGCAUAUUUACAGCAAACCCAGUCAUUCUUCUUCCAGACUCGAGUUAUCUGGGUUGUUAUUGUCACUCUUAUUGGGAUGAACCCUACGAGUGGGAAUUCUCUUUUUGGAUUGAUGGGCCGAAUUAUAGGGACUAUAUUGGCAACAAUCCUCGCACUAGUUGUGUGUUUAAAGUACUACCCUUACCUUAAAAACCCAAGAUUUAUCGGUCCUACUAUUAUUGGGGUGAUUACGUUUAAUCUCAUAAUCGCCUCUGAGCUACUGUCUCGAAAACUCGGGGUUGAUAAGGUAGAAGCCGCUGGGUUACCGUACUAUCCGACUUAUCUGUUUGGGCCGUAUCGAUGUGUGGCCGUUAUAGCCGCUUGUGCAAUUUCCUUCUUCUGGAUUAUAUUUCCCAGCCCAACUUCAGCGGGAUCCCGAGUCAGAAAAAAAUUAGGCCGCAGCCUUUUUGUCCUGGCAAACUUCUAUAGCUGCAUGCACACCUCAAUUGAGGUCUGGAUAAACCAAGAGCAGGGAGACAUUAAUGACAGCCAGUCACCCGGUCGACUCCUGGAUCAUGCUAGGACCAAGCUGUUAGCGGAAGAAAUGGCUCUCUUGAAGAGCUUGAGGGUCUUUAGCGACUUCACACGGUAUGAGCCUCCAAUUGGAGGUCGGUUUCCAAAGGAGACUUAUGACAACAUAAUUUCGGCAAUUCAAGCUAUCUUAACGAGCAUGGAUUUGAUGGCACUUGCAACAAGAAACCUGGAGCGAAUGUCAGGACACUGCUCAACUAGAAGCACAUCGCCAACUAUAAACAACCAUAUACCUGGCACAAUCAGGAACCGGAGCAUGAGCACAGCGUCCAGACACCAGGUAGCCGAGGGAGAAAGAUGGAUCCAAAAUCUAGCCAAAGCAGCCAACUCCCCAGAAUUUCGUUCCGGAGUAAUCACUUCUGUGCUAUAUCAUCUGUCAGCUGCUGUAACGAACUGCCUCUGUCUGCCGCCAUAUCUGGCUCCUCCACAUCCAUUCCCACUAGCACGGAGGUUACGCAAUAUUAACGAAGAUUUACUGAAGUUUAAGAACGUGGAAAACCCUUCAUUUGCCGCUAUAAUUGCGAUUGAGGUCUUGAGCUCCAUGAACUCAACUUUGAUGUAUAUGUUCGAGAACACCGGCGCCACAUGCAAGAGGAGGGGCAUCGCUAAGACGAGACAGAGCAGUGAAGGGAGAUUGAGCCUUGCUGUUAGUCGUUUCACGUGA